CCCAGCCCCGCUCGGCGUCGGCAGCGCACGGCCGGGGGAUGGCGAGCCCCGCCGCGCCGGGGCUGCCGCCCGGCCCCAACCUGAACAACAACAACAACAACCGCGGCGUGAGGAAGUGCGGCUACCUGCGCAAGCAGAAGCACGGCCACAAGCGCUUCUUCGUGCUGCGCGGCCCGGGCGGCGGCGGGGAGGAGGCGGGGGGCGCCCGGCUGGAGUACUACGAGAGCGAGAAGAAAUGGAGGAACAAGUCCGGGGCGCCCAAGCGGGUGAUCGCGCUGGACUCGUGCCUCAACAUCAACAAGCGGGCGGACGCCAAGCACAAGUACCUCAUCGCCCUCUACACCAAGGACGAGUACUUCGCCGUGGCGGCCGAGAACGAGCAGGAGCAGGAGGGCUGGUACCGCGCCCUCACCGACCUGCUGAGCGAGGGCAAGGCGGCCGCCGGCUCCCCGCACCGCCCCCUGCCCUCGCCCUUCGCCGCGCUGGCCGCCGGCGAGGAGUCCGACUACGGGCUGGUGACGCCGGCCGCCGCCGCCUACCGGGAGGUCUGGCAGGUGACGCUGAAGCCCAAGGGCUUGGGGCAGAGCAAGAACCUCACUGGCGUGCACCGCCUCUGCCUCUCGGCCCGCACCAUCGGCUUCGUGCGCCUCAACUGCGAGCUGCCCUCGGUCACGCUGCAGCUGAUGAACAUCCGCCGCUGCGGCCACUCGGACAGCUUCUUCUUCAUCGAGGUGGGCCGUUCGGCCGCCACCGGGCCCGGCGAGCUGUGGAUGCAGGCGGACGACUCGGUGGUGGCCCAGAACAUCCACGAGACCAUCCUGGAGGCUAUGAAGGCUCUAAAGGAGCUGUCCGAGUUCCGGCCCCGCAGCAAGAGCCAGUCGUCGUCCUCCUCUUCCUCCGGGGGGGCGGCCGGAGGCGGCGGCCCCUCUGCCACGCACCCCAUCACCGUGCCGGGCCGCCGGCACCACCACCUGGUCAACCUGCCGCCCAGCCAGACCGGCCUGCUCCGCCGCUCCCGCACCGACAGCCUGGCCGCCGGCAGCAGGGCCGCGCCGUGCCGGGUGCGGACGGCCAGCGAGGGCGACGGCUGCCGGGUGGGCUCGGCCGCCGGCAGCCCCAUGAGCCCCGGCCCCGUGCGGACCCCGCUCAGCCGCUCGCACACGCUGAGCGGCGGCGGCGGGCGGCCGGCGGGGAAGCUGCUGCCGGUGCUGGCCGGGGGCGGGCUGCAAAGCAGCCGCUCCAUGUCCAUGCCCGCCUCCCACUCGCCCCCCUCCGCCACUAGCCCCGUCAGUCUCUCCUCCAGCAGCGGCCUGGGCUCCGAGCCGGCCCACCCGCAUCACCCGCAGCGCCCGUCCAGCGGCAGUGCCUCGGUGUCCGGCUCGCCCAGCGACGCGGGCUUCAUGUCCUUCGACGAGUACGGCUCCAGCCCGGGCGGCGACCCGCGGCCCUUCUCCUCCUCCUCCACCGCCAGCAACCGCAGCAACACGCCGGAAUCGGUGGCCGAGACCCCCCCGGUGCGGGACUCCGGCGGCGGCACCGAUCUGUACGGCUACAUGGCGAUGGAGCGGCCCCCGAGCGGCCGUCUCUGCUACCGGCCUUGCCCCGAGGCUGACAGGGGCCACCGCAAGCGGACCUACUCGCUGACCACCCCGUGCCGGCAACGGCCCGCCCCGCCGCAGGUCUCCUCCGCCUCCCUGGACGAGUACACGCUAAUGCGGGCCACUUUCGCCGGCAGCGCCGGCCGCCUCUUCCCCUCCUGCCCGGCCGGGGCUUCCCCCAAAGUCACCUACACCCCCUACCCCGAGGAUUACGGGGACAUCGAGAUCGGCUCUCACCGCAGCUCCGGCAGCAGCAGCACCAACCUGGGGCCGCCGGCAGGGGGGGGAGGCGGAGGCGGAGAUGAUGAUGGCUACAUGCCUAUGACCCCCGGCGUGGCCGCGGCCCUUGGUCGGGGGGGGCGGGGUGGCGAUGAUUACAUGCCCAUGAGCCCCACCAGCGUGUCGGCCCCCAAGCAGAUUCUGCAGCCCCGAGCGGGGGUGGGAGGCGGCUCCCCCGGCAACGGGAGCAGCUACAAGACCAGUUCGCCAGGGGAAAGCUCCCCCGACGACAGCGGCUACAUGAGGAUGUGGUGCGGCUCCAAGCUGUCCGUGGAGAGUUCGGACGGGAGGCUGAGCAACGGCGACUACAUCAACAUGUCUCCUCGGGACCCCCAGCACGGGUCCCAGGCUCCCUCCCUCACCCCCCCGGACUUCUUCUUCGCCCCCGCGGGGCACGGGGCUGGCGAGCCCCUCAAACCCGGCUGCUACUCUUACAGCUCCCUGCCCCGCUCCUACAAGAGCCAGGGCCUGGCUAAGGACAGCGACCAGUACGUGUUCAUGAACUCCCCGGGCAGGAUGAUCCCGGAGGAGGCGAUGUGCGGAGUGGCUCCGUCCCCGGCCGGCACCUUCGCCCCCUCCAGCCACACGGUGCCUUCGCCCCUGCGGCACAGCCGGACCGAGGGCUUCCUCAGCCAGCGGUGCCAGCGGGCCGUCCGGCCCAGCCGCCUCUCUCUGGAGACCUUGCGGACGAUGCUGCCCAGCAUGAACGAGCACCCCUUGCCUCCUGAGCCCAAGAGCCCCGGGGAAUACAUCAACAUUGACUUUGGGGAUGCCGCUGUCUAUUCUCCCCCCUCGCUGCCCACCGACAGCCCGGCCUCCUCCCUGGGCUCGGGCACAGGGCAGAGGCGCUCCCCUCUCUCCGACUACAUGAACAUCGACUUCAGCUCACAGUCACCCUCCCAGUCAGGCACGGUCUCAGUGGGCUCUUUGGAAGCGCUCUCGCCUGGCUCUUCCUCCAGCACCAGCCAGCCCGAUGGGCGCUACAUGAAGGCGGCUGGGGGGGUGGCCUGUCUGUCCAGCCCAUCUGACAGUGGGGAUUACACUGAGAUGACCUUCGGCAUGGCCACUACCCCACCCCAACCCAUCGUUCAGAAGCCAGAAAGUGCCCGGGUCACCAGCCCCACGGCCGGGGUGAAGAGGCUCACCCUCUCAGGGGUGGAGGCCUUCAUUCUUUCCAGCCCGCCCCCAGACCCCAACCGUGGGGCCAAGGUCAUCCGGGCUGACCCCCAGGGGCGCAGGAGGCACAGCUCGGAAACUUUCUCCUCCACCACCACUGUGACCCCCGUGUCCCCCUCCUUUGCACACAACCCCAAAAGGCACAACUCAGCCUCGGUGGAGAACGUGUCCCUCAGGAAAAGCGAAGGCCUGGAGGAGGAGCAGGGCAGCAGCCCCAUGUGCCGGGAAACCUCGGCUGGCUUCCAGAACGGCCUCAACUACAUCGCCGUCGACUUGGUAGAUGGCAGCCUGGCAGGCUGUGACAAAGCCAGGUCGAAAGCCAGGCAUGUCUUGAACGGAGGUGUCAAUGGAGUGGAGAUGAGCGCCUACGCCAGCAUAGACUUUCUGUCUCACAACCUGAAAGAAGCAAGCGCUGUGAAAGGAAGUACAGGAAGAUGGAAAAGAUGAGAGCUCCAGCGCUGGCAGAGCAAGCGUUGAACCUAAUUAACGCGAGAGGAUUGUUGAAUGAGAUGGCAAAGUUUUAAAGGAUGCACGCUUAUUCUGAAUGACUUGAAGGGCUGAGGGCAGAGUGUUAUUUGGCCGUUGCUUUUGUUUUUGCUGGGGUCGUUUUCGGGAUUCGUAUGUUGUGACCUGAAGCAGUGCAGAUGCUGUGCGUAUGGGUUGCGUUGCCCUGUACAAGGCCAGCUUUGAAUUCACAGCCUAGGACACUAGCAAGCUAUUGUGUGUGUUUCUUUGCAAACUGAUUUUUCACAGAAAUAACAGGUUUUCUAGAGCCACCUAUGGCCCUAAGUGCAAACCAAGCUGUUGUUGGGAAAGAACUAUUUCCACAGCAAUCUCCAAACUGCUGACCCCAAUGUAGAGGGGGAGAACGGGGGGAGGGCAGUGGGAGGCAGUGACAGAGAAAACCUGGUGUGUAUGGCAGAGCUCCCAUCAGCCGGCUUGGGAGUGGGAGUGGGGCAGCCGAGCUGGGGACUGACUGCUGUCCUCCUGCAAAGUAAACAAAGGGGUAAUGUCAGAAACAUGGCCACGUUAAUUUGGUACAUAACGUACUGAGGAGAGGAUUUAAUUCUAUUGUAUAUUUAUCAAAGCGUGGUUAUAGACAGAUUUUAAUAUUUAAUCUGUAUGUGUAUUUAUUUUCCCUAUUUCCUUUAAGCUUAUAAACGUAGACCUCAUCCAGAAGUGCUCUGGGUAAACUCGCUGAGGUUUAAUCUCCACGUAGGAGGCAAAGCUCUCCUUCCACCCUCCCGUUUCCCUGGAAAAUGUGUCUGCCUGCUGCGCAGUUGCUCUACUCUGGGAUUGCUGUAGCCAAUAUGAAGCGAGGGCGGUAAGAAAAAAGCUGCACAAGCAUCAGUCGGAGUGCUCUGGGUUGUAUGUCAAACCCAGGGCUUCACAUGAGCUGUGUUUGUGGCAGGAAAGCAGGAAAAGCUGUAGCAGGGGGUAGUAGAAAUACAUCAGGAAGAAAUUUGUCAGGGUAUGUGGGAUCCACUUGUGCAAAUUUCCAGGUUUCUCUUUUGGUUUUCAUUAGGUUUUCACACUGGAGUUUGUUUACAGAGCUGCUUCUGCCACUGUUAAAAUGAUCACGUAGUGUUGUGUAUUUAAAUUCCAAAAGCUGUGGCUUGGGAGAUUGUUAAGACUUUCAUAUUCUGCAGAGAAAUAUAGAGACAAUUUAAAGGAAACUAUAUUUGAGCAAAAGCAAGAGUAAACUGUUAUUUUAACACAGCAGUAAUUCAGGUAGAUUUGAGAGAAUCUAUUUUAGUAAAAUAAUGGUUUGCAUGAGAGAUUUCUUACAUCACGUGUAAUCAGCAUUGUUUACUGAACUGUUUGCACUGUUUUCAAAUUUUGUUUUUGCAUAUAUAUCUAAGUGGUAGGCUUUGCCUUUUCAAACAGAAGAGGGAUUUUUCUAUGGAGUUCUUAAGACAAUGGAAGAUCCAUGUACGCUUAAUAAUUGGAGCAAGAGAACAAGUCAGAUACGAGAUAUACAAACAAGCUCCUUAUAAUUACUUCAAUAGUAAAUUAGUGUAAAAUACAUGGAAAAAAUCAAUUUGAAUCCUUCUUAAGCUCUGUAGCAAUCAAUGUAUUUUCACGUGGAUAAAUGCUUUGCAGGAAAUUGUCUGUGUUAUUUGAAGGUGGUUGGUUUUCACAUGUAGCUUUUUUCUGCUGCCAGUACCUGACCUCUGCUGUAGCAAUUCUAUAUUUCUGGGAUCUCUUUCCAUAUUGUCCUCUCAAAGCAAGAGCGAGCUUGUGCCACCACAGUGGCUGUGACAACAAAGAAAUCAAAAGUUUGCUUGAAAUCAUCAGUGCAUUUAGUUUUACUGUACUCUGAAAGUGUGCGCAUACUUAAGAAUCUGAGAAAUGCUUGCUUUCUUCCAAUUUGUAAAUAAAACAACGGUUUUACUGGUCAGUUAAAGCUCUUGUUGGAUGUGGAUAAUUAGCUAGCCUUUUGUUCUGACAUUCUGACUGCUUUUUUGCUUAAAGAAAUGUAUGCCCUGUGUAUGGUUUUAUUAUUUAUAGAGACAUUUGCAGUCUUUUUCUCAUAUAGUGUCAAUUAUUUAUUCCAGUGUAUUUAUGGCAGGUAACACUCAACAAUGAGGUGACUUUUUGUGCUGAAUCUUAACUGUUGAAGUAAAGUGGGAGUUUCAGUGGGGUAAAGAUUUGACCUUUUGUGUGUAAUCCUGGAAUUUGAAGUAAAAUUCCCAUUAAGGUUAGUGACUGUGUAAUUGGGAGUUCUGCUUAAUUGGAAACACUGGACUUGGGUGUGUUAUCAUUCAUUUUUGUCUUCUCUUAACAAAAUGCUCUGUAACUUUUAAAUGCUUAUAGUAUUUGGUCUAAUUUUCUAAAUCUGAACAGAUAUUAUGUAUAAUGGUGCAAAAAAAAAAACAAAAAAACCCCACAAAAAUACCACCACCACCACCAACUGAGGAUUGUUUACUUCCUGUGUUAGUUUUGUUGUCUUAAUUUAAAGUAAUCAUCUGUAAUGCAUCUACUGAAGAUCGUAAUAAGGUGAUUUUUGAUAAUAAUGAACCUCCCCCUUGUUAAUUAGUUCUUACUUUUGUGAGGGUUUUGUGAUUGCAUCUAAACCAAAUAAAAAGCCUAUCUUAAGAGCUCUCUCCCUGUGUCUUUCUAAUGGCAUUUCAGAUUAUUUCAAAUAUAACCCUUGUUUCCUUUUUUUUUUUUUCAGAUAGCUUUGCACAAUGAAUUAUUAAAAUUUUUUUCCAUUCUAGUAUGCCAACUGCCAUAAAGUUUUGAUUCUCAGAGCAGCGUGAGAAUGUUUAAUUGUCUCAUUUCCAAAACUUGUAUUCAUUUUUAAAAAAUGACUUCUUAAAAGGAUUGAAAGAACUGUGUGUUGUAUUAGAAACCCGUACAUCUUUUAAAGUCAUCUUUGAGUAAAUUAGUUGUAAGUAUAGUAUUUUCCCUUGCUGAUAAGUUCCUUAAGAACAUCAUAAUUAACACGUGAAAGAACUGAACUGCUUUUAACAACUCGCAUAGUUGGAUUUUACCGCUUAGAAUUAAACAUCUGAGGUUGUCUUUUACUGCCUCUCUGAAAGCACUUUUUAUCUCUCAGAUUGCAUUUUACAGGUAACCACACCAAAAUGGCAAAGCCUGAACCCAGCAGCGCCAUUUGUGGAACAAAAUUUCAACUGAAGCUAUCUGAGAUUAAAUGAAGCCUUUGAUAUUUUAAAUUCUGUUGAUUAUGCGGAUGUCAGCUUUUUACAAGCAGAUAGAAUAUUUAAACUUGUAACAUGUAUUAGACUUCUAUUUUGCUUUAUACUCUAAAUUACAUUUAGCCUAUACUGUUCUUGUUAGGAAUGUCAUGGUUGCUUUGAGUCAUUUAAGAUAAAUUGUUAUAGACAGAGUUGAAUGGUGGGUUUGUUCUAAAAUGCACCGGUACAGUCAUUGCUCAAGGCAGAGGAAAUGCUUAGGUUGAUGAUUGCUUCUGAUUACUUGAUUUCUUUCAAGAUAGCUACGGAAACUAACGCUCCCUUGUAACUAAAAUGCAUAAAGGAGUGUUUGAACAGAAAGAGCAUUAGGACUUGUUUUAUAUGGUGGUCUAUGGUUUGUUUGUUGUUGUGUAUUGGUUGUUUUUUCUCUAAUAAGGAGGGAAUAGCAUGGGAUUUUUACACUUGAUUUACUGUCAUUUUUAAAUAGCAGUAAUUAUACUGGAAUGCUGAAGUGGUUUCAAAGUUGAAACACAGCAAGCAUCUACACAAAAAUGAUGCUAUCAUUAGUGUAUGUAAUGUAACUUUCCUCCCUAUUUGUCAGUUCAAUGGCAACAUAGACACAUUCAGGCAUUUUUCUCUUUGUAUCAGAUUUUCAGUAAAGCACUUAGAAAGCACAGUUAAUAUGUUUAUUUUCAAAGUAAUAAACAUAAAUAGCCAUAGCUUGUUGGUUUUUUUUGUUUGUUGAGGAUGGAGUAUGCUGUUACAGUCGUUGUCUGCUUGCUUUCUUUGUGUCUACGUGUGUUAUGUAUUAGUUGUGGUGUACUGUAGCAGAGUUUGUGGAAUUUUAACAUUGUGUUAGCAAAAUGUGCUUGAUAACAGUAAAAUAUGAGUAUAGUGACUUAUUUGAUACAUAAGGGUGUGCAGUGUUGAGGGUUUCACAGUUCUUUUUGUUAUUUCUUUGAACGUUUGCUUAAAACAGAGCUGUAUGCACAUGGAAAUCAGUAGCAUCCAUUCAUUUUUAAAGAUAGUGCACUGACCCCAGGGUUCAGAUGCAUUUUGCUUGUGUGUGCAUUGUCUGGAGAACAGUUGUUUUUAAAGUUUCUGUGUGUAUACAUAAAGGGGGUCAAGAGUAGCAGUCCUGCAGAGCCAAGUUCAGCUGAGUAGUUCCUUGCUGCCAAUUGCUGAAAAGACAGCUUUUCCUCCUGGAGCCUGUCCAAAGGACAACUUUUUUUUUGUUUUCUCCCUGGUGUUUGUCUCUGGAGCCUGACCGUGUGUAUCUCCUGGUCCCCUAGAAUCAGCUGAAGUAAACAGAGCUCCUCUAGAGGAGUGCUCCUCCAAUCUUAUGUAGACACCUACUAGAAAGCAGCAUGAAUUUUCCCCUCCACUUGGCUGCACCUCUGUGAGCUGUAGAAGAAACCUGGGUUACUGGUUUAGAUCACAUUUGUUGUUUCCACGCUCCUUUACAUUGGAUGAAUCCCGUAGUUUCACAGGGUUGUAUUUAUACUUGAGGCUUAGGCAUUGUUAGCUGGACUGAAAACUUAUACAAAAACUAGAAAAAGCACCGUAAAGGUUACUUGCACCUUUACAGAGGGUAACUUAAAACAGUGCACUUCAGUGUUAGAGCGCUAAGACAGACGGUAACACCUGAGCCUUACUAAAGGACAACAGAGGAGCAUCAUCUCUGUUAGGUAUUAUGGGCAGCUCUCCUGAGGAACAGGCAUUGUUGCUGGGACUCCUCUGGUAAGUGGUAUGCCUUGGAGGUGUGCUACUGUCUGGAGCUGCAGUGAAGCACAGACCUCCAACACCAGUCAAAGCAAAACUAGCACUGUUCAGCAUAAAUAUUUGCUCUAAAUGUGAGGGAUUCAGUUGGAAGCCUAUUUAAUAAAUAAAUAAAUAACAAAGAGAAUAUUUUGAGUUCUG
Molecule: messenger RNA, 8632 nt
Organism: Phasianus colchicus (ring-necked pheasant)
Lineage: Eukaryota; Metazoa; Chordata; Aves; Galliformes; Phasianidae
Gene: IRS2
Product: insulin receptor substrate 2
Biological process (GO): insulin receptor signaling pathway
Cellular component (GO): plasma membrane; cytosol
Molecular function (GO): phosphatidylinositol 3-kinase binding; insulin receptor binding
Source: RefSeq, a predicted model, not a curated record